AUGACCUCUAAAGCCUUCACUCUGAAAGGCCUCUUUGAACAAGUCCGCAACGACUUUGUUAGAGAUACUGGAGUAAGGCUACAUGCUCACUUAGUCAGAGAGGCUGAGGAAAAGGCCAGAAAGGAAGCAGAAGAGAAAGCUCUUCUGGAAGAGGAGAAACGACUUAGAGAAGCUAAAGAAAAGGUUGUUGUUGCUGCUGCGGCUGCUGCUGAAGCUACAGAAAAAGCAAAAGCUGACGCUGAAGAAGCAGCACGCAUAGCUGCAGAAGAGGCUGCAAAGGCCAGCGCUAAUGCUCUGACUCAGGGGGAGCAAUCAAACUUUGACUUCGCCCCUCUGGUAUUGAAAACUCUGGAAGAACUGCAGAAGGAGCAACAAGUUGUGAGAGCAAGAUUGGUUCACCAGGACUCCGUCAAUAACAACAUUCAGAUUCUGCUGACUCAACUGCUCCAAAGGAUGCCUCCGCCUCCAAACCCUUAG
Molecule: messenger RNA, 477 nt
Organism: Lathyrus oleraceus (garden pea)
Lineage: Eukaryota; Viridiplantae; Streptophyta; Magnoliopsida; Fabales; Fabaceae
Exons: 1
Coding region: 1-477 (158 amino acids)
Source: RefSeq, a predicted model, not a curated record